Messenger RNA from Pongo pygmaeus (Bornean orangutan), 2238 nucleotides. It is a transcript of the gene LYRM9, whose product is annotated as LYR motif containing 9. Lineage: Eukaryota; Metazoa; Chordata; Mammalia; Primates; Hominidae. Bases 813 to 1076 code for a protein of 87 amino acids. The transcript is spliced from 4 exons. The record is from RefSeq and is a predicted model, not a curated record.
AGGGAUGUGGAGGCCUCGAGCGUCCUCGGACCUAUAGAAGACCUAGGGGCGACCCGCGCCGGCACCUUUUCCCUUGCGGUCCGCGCUCUUCCACCGGAGAGCUGAGUGCACCGGAGCGCGGCGCCUGGGCUUGACGCAGGCCUGGCCGGGCGGCCUCGGAGGAGCAGGAAAGGCCUGCAGCGCGAGCUAGGGGCGCGGGGUCCGGGGCAGCACGGGGGCCAGCCUCUCAGAGGCUCACGGCCUGGCCACUUUUAAAAGGAGAAUGUCCCCUCCACCGUCCCUCUGCCCCGCGGCACCCGGUGGCCGGAACAACCUUGUCAUGAUGAUUUAUGCUUCUGCGUAAGAGCAAGUUGCUCCGUGGCCGAAACCCUUUCGCUCCUAGGAUUGAUCCUUUUUGUGGUUAUUGUUUUAAAAACAGUUUUAUUGAGAUGUAAUUUACGAAGCAUACAGUUGACCCAUCUAAAGUGCACAAUUCAGUGUCUUUUAGUAUGUUUGCAGAGUUGUGCAGCUGUCACCUUAAUGUUUUAGAACAUUACCCCCCAAAAGAAACACCUCCUUUAGCUGUCACUCCCCCCUCCCAUCUCCUCCCAUUCUCCCAGCCCUAGGCAACCACUAAUGUACUUCUGUCUCUGUACUUUUGCCUAUUCUGGAUGUUUCAUAUAAAUGGAAUCAUACAUUAAGUAGCCCCUUGUGACUGGGUUUGUUCACUUAGCGUAGUGUUUUCUGGGUUCCCCUGCCAUAGGUUCUUGACUUCAGGACAGUUUCCUGCUGGCUUUAGUUUCCUCUGGUAACUUGGGAAUCAAUUGACAUCUAUGGUUCAGGGACAGAGGGUCUCACGGAUGGCCCCGCUGCCAGGGGCAGAACUGGUUCAGAGGCCACUGCAGCUCUACCGAUACUUGCUGCGCUGUUGCCAGCAGCUGCCAACCAAGGGCAUCCAGCAGCAUUACAAGCAUGCUGUCAGGCAGAGUUUUCGGGUUCAUUCAGAUGAAGACAACCCUGAGAGAAUCCAGCAGAUUAUUAAAAGAGCCAUUGAAGAUGCUGACUGGAUCAUGAACAAAUAUAAAAAACAAAACUGAGAGCUCCGAGGGUGAGCCUUCCUGGCCUCUGGAAGUUGAGAGGCCCCUCUUCUGGAGCUCAGCAGCAGCAGCAGCUGGUUUGGAAGAUCCAUUGGCCUUGUUGGCUGAAAGCCAGAAAUCAGGGGAGAAGCUGACCUUGCUCCGGAGGCUGCUCUUGCUGUGGCCAUGUUGCCAGCAUCCUUUAUGUUUGCACUUCCAGCCACUUACGAUGUGAAAUUUGGGGAGAAUGUGGUAUUUUUUUGUUUCUUUUGUGUGUUUUUUAUUUUUGUGUUUUUGUUCUUUUACUUUUCUCUGAAAGUGAUUCAUUUAUUCUGGAGAUCUCUUUAUCAUUCUCUGAGUCCCAGAGCAGAUGUCCCCUCAGGUAGCAACCUGUACAGAAGAAAGCACAUGGGUUUUAGAACCAGACAGAUCUGGAUUUGAAUCCCAGAUGCAGUAAGAUGAAGGUGAAGUGCCUCACACAGGAUGUGGCACAUGACAGUGCCUGAAGGGCUCCCUUCAAGGAAGCCGUCCUGCCCCGCCCCCUCCUCUGCUCCUGCAGUGCCCUGCACAGCUCCGCUCCCCGCACGCACCGCGUCGGGUCUCAGUUAUUUGUUUGCGAGCUUGCCCUGUCCCUGCUUGUAGCCCCUGAGCCCUCAGAGUUGUCACACACCCAGCAGUCUGCCAAGGAGCUGCUUUUCCUGACUACUGUCUCUCCAUGCCUAGGGAAGUCAAAGCCUUGGGCCUUGCCUUCAGGGAGUUGACAAUGUCCUUGAAGUGGUGAAGUGCCCACCACAUGAACCAAGGAGAGACGCCAAAGCAGCUGCCAUGGACUCUGGCCUGUCCAAGCCUCUGCGCACCUGCAGUCUCUUUCCACUGGCCCUUCCCUGCUUUGCCACCAUCGUGGAAGAAUAGAAGGGAGGGGGAGAAGGUGGGUGGGCUCAGGGAGAAUGGCCAGAGUGGCCAGAAGAUGCAGAGAGAAGCCCCACUGGGAUCUGAGUAUUCCCCAAGGGCACUCAGCCACAGGGAUGAACUAGUGUUUGUUUGUAUCCUUGCAGUGAUGUGACUUAAAGUGACUCAGAGAUAUCUAUGUGUGCGAGUGUACUCCGCUGGCAGUGAAGUAAAUAUACCAAUUUGUGGAAGCUCGUGUGUCUUCUCAACUGAUAAACCAUACAUUCCCUAAGCA